UCUAAACAUGGCCGCUAAAGAAUGGACGGACUGUAUCAAAAACCUGAAAGGAGUUGUUUUAGAUAUGUGCGGCGUGUUGUAUGACAGCGGGGAAGGAGGAGGCAUUCCUAUUCCUGGCUCUGUUGAAGCAGUGAAAAGGAUCAAGGCGUCGGACCUGCAGCUGCGGUUCUGCACCAACGAGACCCAGGCCACACGGGAGAAGUUUGUGGCGAAGCUGCGGAGGAUGGGCUUCGACAUCUCGGUGAGCGAGGUGUUCUCCCCGGCGCCCGCCGCCCUGGCCAUCCUGAAGGAGCGCAGCCUCCGGCCUCACCUGCUGGUACAUGAUGAUGUUUUGCCUGAGUUUGACAGUGUCGAGAAGACGAACCCAAACUGCGUGGUCAUCGGGGAUGCAGCCGACAAUUUCUCCUACCGGGCCCUCAACGAUGCUUUCCAGGUUCUGAUGGGCCUGGAGAAGCCGGUGCUUUUCUCUUUGGGCAAAGGGCGCUACUACAAAGAGACCGACGGCCUGAAGCUGGAUGUGGGUGUGUUCAUGAAGGCUCUAGAGUAUGCCUGCGACGUGGAGGCGGAGGUGGUGGGAAAGCCGGCACCGAUGUUUUUCCAGAGCACUCUGACUGACAUGGGCAUCCAGCCCCAGGAGGCGUUGAUGAUCGGAGAUGAUCUGGUGAAUGAUGUAGGCGGAGCUCAGAACUGCGGAAUGAAGGCCCUUCAAGUGAGGACGGGGAAAUACAGGCCCAGUGACGAGAAGCACCCCACGGUGACGGCGGACGGGUACGUCAACAACCUGGCUGAAGCGGUGGACGUCAUCCUGAAGCACAGGGGCCAGUGAGGCCCAAACACUGACCCAAGACCUGACCGUCCAUCCCUGAGGAAAACCACCGCCUUACAGUCUCUGUGUCACUAGAGCACAGUGGUAGGUGGAGAAAUUAGGUAGACUGACAGAUAGAGGCUAGUCAGACUGAAUUAGGUCAGACUUCAGAUCACCCAAGGUGCCUUUUGGCCUGGUUUGAUGUUAACGACACAUUUCAGGAAGUUAGUUCCCUUUUUUCAAUACUUAGAGGAUCUUUUUGUUUACGUCAGCUUAAAAUAAUGCAGAAGAAUGUUGCGCAAGCUAUGACAUACAUCAUAACUUGCACAAUGAUUGAAUCAGGGCUUUAGUCUUAAUCCCAAGUAAUAAACUUCACGUGGAUGUCAUUUCAGAGGAAGGACACACAGCUACUUUGUGUUAAACUAAAGAUGUCUGUAGUCUAACCUAUAAGAGUACACAUAAAACGAGUUUUAAAAAGGGAGGUUCCCCCAGUCUGGGAGUGUUCUGUGACACGCAGUGUAGAAAGAUGUGCAUGAGCUAGGAAAUCCCUUUAUUGUAGUUUAAGCAGGCAUAAGCUCUCCCACACAGAACUUAGAACUACUAAGACGGUACUUUCACCAACUAGUUGUGGUAGGUCAUGAUACUCAUAUGAAAAGGUAUUUUUCUGUGUAUCUUUUGGUAUGAAUGCUGUUGGGCAGGUCAUGUAUGCACCUAACUGUGUAUGAGUGAAGUACUCCAUGAUACACUGAAACUUAUUGUCGGUUUUUUGUUUGUGUAUAAAAUAAAUAUCCCCACAGUGUACUGUAAUUUGUAGCAACUGUGGCCGCUUAUGCCAACUGGAA
Molecule: messenger RNA, 1647 nt
Organism: Megalops cyprinoides (Indo-Pacific tarpon)
Lineage: Eukaryota; Metazoa; Chordata; Actinopteri; Elopiformes; Megalopidae
Product: phospholysine phosphohistidine inorganic pyrophosphate phosphatase
Exons: 7
Coding region: 8-826 (272 amino acids)
Biological process (GO): dephosphorylation
Cellular component (GO): cytosol
Molecular function (GO): phosphatase activity; inorganic diphosphate phosphatase activity
Source: RefSeq, a predicted model, not a curated record